UUUUGAAAUAUCUGCAGUGUUGCAUUCCUGAUGUCCCAAUGUUCUCACACUGGAGCGCUAGCGCUGCUGGUCCAACUCUCAAGCUCUCGUUGGGACUGGAGGAAGAUCAAGCUGACCUGCUGCAAUGAGUUUCCUCGGUGGUCUGUUUGGUCCUGUAUGUGAGAUUGACGUCGUACUCAAUGACGCCGAGAGCAGAAAAACAGCAGAGCUGAAGACAGAAGAUGGGAAAGUGGAGAAACACUAUUUAUUUUAUGAUGGAGAGUCAGUUUCCGGAAAGGUAAACCUCAACGUUAAACAAACUGGCAAGCGGCUUGAACAUCAGGGAAUUCGGAUAGAGUUUGUUGGACAGAUUGAACUGUUCAGUGAUAAAAGCAACACACACGAGUUUGUGAACCUGGUGAAGGAGCUUGCUCUUCCGGGAGAGCUGACCCAGAAUCGCAGCUAUGACUUUGAGUUCAUGCAAGUGGAGAAGCCAUACGAGUCGUAUGUUGGAGCUAAUGUGCGACUGAGGUAUUUUCUCAAAGUAACCAUAGUGAGGAGGCUUUCCGAUUUGGUCAAGGAGUAUGACCUUAUUGUCCAUCAGCUUGCCACCUACCCAGAUGUCAAUAAUUCUAUCAAAAUGGAAGUGGGCAUUGAGGACUGCCUACACAUAGAGUUUGAGUACAACAAGUCCAAAUACCACCUGAAAGAUGUAAUUGUGGGUAAAAUCUACUUUCUACUGGUUCGAAUCAAAAUCCAACACAUGGAGCUUCAGCUAAUCAAGAAAGAAAUGACGGGAAUCGGGCCGAGCACAACUACAGAGACAGAAACGGUGGCAAAGUAUGAGAUUAUGGAUGGAGCACCUGUGAAAGGGGAAUCCAUUCCCAUACGUCUCUUCCUGGCUGGCUAUGAUCUUACAGCUACAAUGAGAGACGUAAACAAGAAGUUCUCUGUGAGGUACUUCUUAAAUCUGGUGCUGGUAGAUGAAGAGGACAGGAGAUACUUCAAACAGCAGGAGAUCGUUUUGUGGCGAAAAGCACCCGAGAAGCUCCGAAAACGCAACUUCCACCAGCGUUAUGAGUCCCCCGAGUCACGGCCGAGCCUCUCUGCUGAACAACCUGAAAUGUGAGCAAGCAGCCAGCCAUGGACACGUUUCCGCAGUGGUCAAUCACAGGAAUGGAGAGCAAAUCCCAUUAAACAUCUCCACCUCCACUCCUCGCAGCUUGCGGUGAUCGGCCGUGUCUGUGCCUGCCUUCGCUGUGUCCACUCCGCCGUCCACAGCAGCCAGUUUGUUAGCAUUUAAGGACUUUUUCCACAGUAUAGAAAGCACUGGAACAGAAGCUACUAUGUAAAAUCCUGUAAUACAGUUUGGGGCUUGCACCCUUCACUAGAAGAUUUUUAAGCACUUGCUAGUUUUUGAAGAUCCGGAUAAAAGUAUACGAAUUUUACUUGACUUCACUUUAGAGAGGAUACCACUGCAUGCUGGCUGGAUGAAAUGUAUCUUUUGGUUAUUAGGGGUGAAUGUUGGCUGUAGGGGUCAUUGUUCAUCAGUCAAGAAAUGAAAUGUGUUCUCCAUGUACCCAAGCCAUAGUGCUCUAUAAAUUUUUGCAAUCACAUCAUUGUGUAAAAAAACCAACAAAAACUAUUUAACUUAUUUAGCAUCUAAUCUUUAGGUCUUUACUGCAAUAUAUAAAUUCUCCCUAUUGUAAUUACUUUUUGGAAAAAAGAAAUAUAUAUAAUUUUUUUUUUUGUUUUUUUUGAACGAGGCUUUGGAUAUUGAGUUUUCAGUUACAGUGGAGUUACACGUAAAGCUUAUGGAACCUACAGCCCAUGGAAUCUAAACGGUUAUGUUCAGAGUUCACCACAUAGACUUAAAUAUUCUUAUUUCUUAACUUGUUGAUUUCACAUGCUGGCAUAGCAGACCUAAAUAUAGGCUGCGCUGCUUUCCAUUUAAGAGUAUUAACUGUUUGCCUUUUUUCAAAACCACAUUUCAUCAUAAAGCCAUUUCAUUCAUUUGUUUUAAUGUACAAGUAGCCACAAGCUUAUGACGAAAUGUGUCAUGUUUGUUGCAUGACCUGUCCAAGGUUCUGGAAUAACAAAAUAUUCAUAAAACUUUGAAUUCUGUUUCAUGCCAAUGUGCAAUGUGCCGGUUUUCUCUAGGAUGGUGAGAAAAUACAUUCCUUUGGAUAUUGAUUUACCAGCGUAUAAACCAUUAGGGUUAAGAUAUGAAUAAUAUCAUUUAUAACUUAAACAGUACUAUAGGAAUGGCAUUUCCCACCUACAAUGGCUGCUGCAGUCAUUUUAAAUAUGAGAAAUAGGGGUGAAGCAGGUAAAAUUGGUUAUUAGUGGACCUUGAAAACACUGUACAUAUCCAGCCUCAAUAUGUUUAUCUGUCAAAUAAAAAUGCAAGUUUAUACUGGAAAA
Messenger RNA from Silurus meridionalis, 2403 nucleotides. It is a transcript of the gene vps26a, whose product is annotated as VPS26, retromer complex component A. Gene Ontology annotation, biological process: retrograde transport, endosome to Golgi; intracellular protein transport. Bases 125 to 1108 code for a protein of 327 amino acids. The record is from RefSeq and is a predicted model, not a curated record. NCBI's taxonomy places the organism in Eukaryota, Metazoa, Chordata, Actinopteri, Siluriformes, Siluridae. The transcript is spliced from 9 exons. Gene Ontology annotation, cellular component: retromer complex; endosome.